ACUACCUGAGAGAAGAUAGUCACAAGAGAGAAGACACACGGACAGAGAUAUUGAUAAAUCAGGGUGGAGGGACCGAAGGUUUAUCACUUUAAACUAACACAACCCAGAGACACAGGUGAGCUGAUAAGGCAGUCUAGCUCAGUUUGUGUCUGUGCUUUAGGGUAGUAGACCAUGUCAGUGUUUCAGAGACAGGGGCGCUUUUCGCACAUGGAACGUCUAGAGAGCUGUGUGUUCUAAAACUGCAGAGAAGAGCGAGAAGAGCAAAUAUACUGAGAAUGCAGAGAAAGACUGCUUCCUUAUCACCUCACUUGUGUGGAAACAAAGAUAGACACCGAGCUGCCUAAAGGUCAACUGGACCCUUCAACUGAGUGACCUCCACUUCAGCCUAAAAGUGUUGAACUCACUGACGGUACACGCCAUUAAGUCCAAGAUGCCUCUGAAGACCACCUUAUACCUCAAAUCAGCCAGCAUGCGCUGGCCCCGCAAGCAGAAGCGCCGUGAGCUGCUAUCAGUCAACAUGAUUAGCCUACCCUUAGGUGACUUCCGCCACCUCUCCCACAUCGGAUUGGAUGCCCACGGGGAUGUCUUCGGCGACCUCGCAACCUUCCAGCGGACCGGUAGUCUCAUCCUCCACAGCUCUCAAAGCCACCAGGACCUCUACUCCAACAUCACCCCCAAUGAGACCCCCCCACCUCCACCCAAGCCCCCACGCCUCCUCAGCCCAGAAGAGAUGGAUUCACAUGCCGCCAAAGCCAGAACCCAUCCCCAGGCUUCCAGAAACCAGAGGUGCCUCUUCCUGCCUUUACUGGAUGUUGUGGAGGUAGUGGAGCAUGACAGGUUGCACCACAAAGAAGAGGUAAAGCAGGAGCAGGAAAAGAAGGAGGAGGGAGGGUUAACGAUGGGGUCGGAUGGAUCCGAAUUGAACACGGCCCCCCAACAGGCUCCUUGUCCCCCAGUGGAGGCCCCUCCAGGGGUCGAUGAAGACUCGUCUUUUGUCCUGAACCUUGACUUGGGGCCGUCCAUACUAGAAGAUGUGCUGCAAGUGAUGAACAAGCUUCACCAGUGAGACUUUGGGAAGUGUGGCCCUCAUGUAAUAUAUUUUAUUCUAAGGGCCUUUCAAGAAACCCAACAUAUAUAGGGGAGAAAAACUAAAAGUUCCUUCCUUUCUAAUGGGGAUUGAAAGGGGUUAUGUCAUGGAUGGAAAAAUGGGCUGGACUAUUUUCAAUUGCCAGGAUGCUAAUUGGCACAUUUAUUUUUAAUUACUGUUGUUAGUUUGGCUAACUAGAGCAAUGUGUCAUAUCUGGGUCAACGCUUUGAAAGGUUGCCUUUCUCAGGUGAAAGCUCUGUGAGCCAAUGACACUCCACCUGGAUCAUGUGACUUUUGUAACGCAGGUGUAUAGAGGAGACAUGUUGUGAAAGGUAAGAAAGACAGACAGUAAACGACGUAUGAGACAUAGCUGUGAGGCAGAUGUUUAUGACUUCUAUUGUGAAACACUGAAAUAAGACUGGUGGAUUUUGCUUUUCAAUGUUUAGGCCUACUAUAUAGGGACAAUGAACACUAGCUCUCCCAUAGUCAGACAUAUGCAGUAGCAAUAAGGACAGAAGCUGGGUCGUUCUACGGAAUGAGUCCCUUUUGCGUCCCUUUGAUAUUUUAAGUCUAAAUUGUGCACCAAUCGAACAUUUUAAAAGCUUUUUUUUUUAUAUGAAUCAAUACUUGCUAAAGUGCCAAAUCUAUGCACCCUCUGUGACUUCUAGGAAGAUUUUAACCCACUUAACCCCAACAUUUCUCCAAGUUGUCACCAUCAUUGUAAAGCCCUAGUUGUUUGGUUGCUUCGACAAAGUAAUUUCUUCAUGUGAUUAGUGAUUCAUUUUUAGGUAAAAAAAAACUGUGUCCCUCAUUUUAAGGUCAACCCUGUUACGUGAACUGAACUCUUGUGUUCAUAUGGUGAAACUGUUACUUUAAAAAAAACAUUGAACAUCUAAUAGUUAAAUCAUAAUGUAAUUUCAGUUUUUUUGUGUUGAAAUACUGAGUGGGUCAAGCAUAACACGUCAAACUUGUUACCCAUAGAUUGACAAUUACACAUUUUUGUAUAGCUUGCAUUCAAUUGCUCCUCCUGUUGCACACAACAAGCUUCCAUUCCUCAUGUCACAAGGGGAUUUAUGGCUGAUUUAAGAUGAAAUCGUCAACCCUGUUACAUUACAGAAUGUUAAAAUUAGGUGAAAUAAAAUGUUAUUUUUGGGGGGGACCAAGUUGCACUACCCAAAAGGGACUUAUUUCGUAGAACGACCCAGCAGACUCACUAGAGUGUAUACUGAUAGUGUCACAUCCUGGCCUCUGUUAUAUUGAUUUUCUUUAUUAGUUUAGUUAGGUCAGGGUG
This is a messenger RNA of Salvelinus namaycush (lake trout), 2378 nucleotides long. Its product is annotated as cdc42 effector protein 3-like. The coding region runs from base 431 to 1066 and encodes 211 amino acids. NCBI's taxonomy places the organism in Eukaryota, Metazoa, Chordata, Actinopteri, Salmoniformes, Salmonidae. The record is from RefSeq and is a predicted model, not a curated record. The transcript has 2 exons.